Molecule: messenger RNA, 809 nt
Organism: Macrobrachium nipponense
Lineage: Eukaryota; Metazoa; Arthropoda; Malacostraca; Decapoda; Palaemonidae
Product: apolipoprotein D-like
Exons: 4
Coding region: 98-670 (190 amino acids)
Biological process (GO): lipid metabolic process; response to reactive oxygen species
Cellular component (GO): cytoplasm
Molecular function (GO): pigment binding
Source: RefSeq, a predicted model, not a curated record
UCGGCGUAUAGGUGCGCGGGUGUGUAUAAAUGCAGUAGAAAGAGACGACCGUCAACCGUCAGCCAGUCGCUAUACUUCGGAGUGGGUAUCCGCCAUCAUGAAUUUCUUCAUUCUUUCCCUGAUUGUAGGGGCUGCUUGGGCACGGGGGACUGUGCCACCACAGGCCAUUGUGCCAGGGCACUGCCCUAGCUUUAACCCCAUGACUGAUUUCACGGUGGAAUACUAUUUAGGCAAAUGGUACGAGAUCGCCAGGUUCCCCAUGCCAUACGAAACCGGACAGACGUGUAACUACGCCGAGUACAGUGACAGAGGAGACGGAACCGCUGGAGUCCACAACGCCGGAUUGGACGCUAACGGAAAUCUCGUAGAGAUAUUCGGGUUCGUCGAACCGACCUCCCAACAGGGAACACUUGCUCUGCACUUAGAAGGAGUUCCUUUCGUCGGAACCUACAACGUGUUAGACACAGACUACGACUCCUACGCUGCUGUGUACUCCUGCCAAGAAUUCCUGGGCGUAGGACACAUCGACCAAGCAUGGAUCCUGGGACGGGAGAAGACGCUAACUUUGGAGGAAAUGGUGGUGGCCUUGAACGCCUUCGACACAUGGGGGAUCGACACGAAAAAGUUCAUCAAGACGAUGCAGGAACCUUGCGAGUUUCCUCAGGAAUAAACUGGAGGGUGUUCCGAAGAGAUGUUGCUUGCGAUUUUUUCUCUGUUUCCUUUUUCUGGUUAAAUGUAUUUGUGUCUUUCUCGUUUCUUCAUUUCAGUAAUGUACGUCACUAGUCUUCGAUAAAGUUGAUUGUUCUGUU